AUGAGGUCCAUCAAACCAAAGGCUCUGAUAGCGUCAUGUAUUGCGCAUGCUCCACGCCCACCGGAUGCGGAAAGGUCCGUUGAGAAGUUAACGAGCGCACGUGGAGUUACUUCUUUGGCAUACCUGAUAGUGAGAAAUACAUCACAAAAUAAAGCCACAUUCCCAUGCUCUGAGAUUCUUAUGCACCUCCUCAACAAUACAUGUGACGUGUAUGUGGCAGUGCAAGCAUUGUGUUACCAGAGAGAGCAGCAGGUCAGCAUGAUGCCCCAGCCCAUAAGACUGAGGAUCAUUCUCGGAGAAGAUGAUGCCAGGAAACUAAUUUUACCAGCUGGGAUAUCAGACUCCAUUCAGGAAUUGUGUCAGGAAAUAAAGACAAAUUUUGGAGUGCAACAGGAUUUUCGUCUUCAAUAUCAAGAUCCUGAUUUCGGAAAUGAUUUUAUUGACAAGGAAUUCCUGCGCAUAUCGACAGUACCGCUGCUAUCUAGAUUCUUUUAUGAGCUAGACUUGUACACUCCACGCAUGAUGGAGCUCUUUCGAGGCAAAGGUGGGGUGGCUGGCAGAAAAAUGAGACACAUCAUGGUGGCCAUCUCCAAGGAUGACACAAUACAUACAAGACGAGCAUGCAUCCUGAAGUCCUUGUGUGUCUACCUGAAUGAAGACCAUGAGAAACUUGUGAAGGAAUAUACGAACACUGAGGCCAACACUGAAGCCAUGGAACAAACUGUGAUGGGAGUGUAUGUCAUACAUCAGGAGGGUGCGGAGCCUGGAGAUGACCCAGAGAACAUCGGUGUCCUGAUUGAAGGCGUGGAGGUUCUCACUGGUUUGAGGAGCAUUGCAAUUGCUUGUGCUCUGUUAUUUGGACUGAUAUACUGUCUGAACCUAAGCUACCCACCGGAGCUCAAAUGCACUUUUGAAGUCUUGCAAAAGAUUAUCAUGAAGCUGGAUGGACAGAGGUUGUCAUCCAAGGCACAGUUCCUAAAAAACAAGCUAAUGGGGUGA
Molecule: messenger RNA, 999 nt
Organism: Maylandia zebra (zebra mbuna)
Lineage: Eukaryota; Metazoa; Chordata; Actinopteri; Cichliformes; Cichlidae
Source: RefSeq, a predicted model, not a curated record